GUGCCUGUUAGAAUUUAACUAGGCGAGAGGCCACCUAACUAUAGCCACUAGAGAAUCAAUUCUGUGCUAUUCCGAGGAUAAACUCCUCACAUAAUUUUAGAGCACAGACAUGAUUAUACCAUGAUUUAUAAGGGGAUAAAUGGUUCCUGUGGGUUUUUCCCUCCAUCCCAUUACCACUUGUAACUAAAAGUCUGUGCUCACUAGGUGCUUUCUAAUCCUCUCAAGGUGGUGGAACCUGCGUCCUGCCGUGUUCUGCUUCUGCUCUGGCCAUGACUGGGUGGAAAUGCCUGGUGACAGGAGCAGGAGGGUUUCUGGGGCAGAGGAUCCUCUGCUUGUUGGCAGAAGAAAAGGAGCUACAGGAGAUCAGGGCCAUCUUCAGAAUCCUGAGACCAGAAAACAAGGAGCUGUUAUCUAAGCUGCAGACCAAGGUCAAGGUGACGGUGCUGGAAGGAGACAUUCUGGAUGCCCAGUGUCUGAGGAGGGCCUGCCAGGGAGUAUCUGUUGUCAUCCAUACUGCUGCUCUGAUUGAUGUCACUGGCGUCAUUCCCAGAAAGACCAUCAUAGACGUCAACCUCAAAGGUACCCAGCUUCUGUUGGAUACCUGUGUCCAAGCUAGUGUGCCAAUCUUCAUCUACACCAGUUCAACUACAGUAUCUGGGCCCAACUCCUACAAGGAGAUCAUCCAGAAUGGCCAGGAGGAAGAGAACCAUGAAUACAGGUGGACUGAACCAUACCCAUACAGCAAAAAGUUGGCUGAGAAGGCUGUGUUGGCAGCCAAUGGGUGCAUUCUUAAAGAUGGCGGCACCUUGCAUACUUGUGCCUUAAGGCCUCCAUUAAUCUAUGGAGAUGAAUGCAAAUUUAUUUCUAAUAUAGUAAAUAGUGCUCUCAAGAACAAUGGAAUCCUAGCAAAAAUAGGUCCCUUCUCUCUGGUCAACCCAGUCUAUGUGGGCAAUGUGGCCUGGGCCCACAUUCUGGCCUGCAGAGGCCUGAGGGAUCCCAAGAAGGCACCAAGCAUCCAGGGGCAGUUCUACUACAUAUCAGAUGACACACCUCCCCAAAGCUAUGAUGACUUAAAUGAUACCCUGUGCAAAGAAUGGGGCCUCCGCCGCGACUCCAGGCCCAGCCCUCCUCUCUUCCUGAUGUACUGGCUUGCCUUCCUGCUGGAAGCAGUGAGCUUCCUGCUGAGCCCCAUCUACACAUACCGACCCCCCUUUACCCGACAUUUACUGGUAGUCUCAAACAGCGCGUACACCUACUCCUACAAGAAAGCCCAGAGGCAUCUUGGGUAUGAGCCCCGCUUCUCCUGGGAGGAAGCCAAGCAGAAAACCACAGAAUGGGUUGGUUCACUUGUGAAGCAGCACAAGGGGACACUGAAGUCAAAAGCUCAGUGAUGUGGUGACAGGUGUUGGCCUGAGUGUUGUCAGGGAUGUUUGUAGCCAUCUCCACCUGGUCACCUCCAGAAAGGACGUGGGGCACAAGCCCUCAUCCACUCUUCCCUUUGACACAAGGGCCAACUAGGCUCGUCUUCAGCCAGCCACCAGGAGCCUUCCCAACCUGGGAUCCACCUAGAAGCCUCCUGCCCUAAACCUCAGCAGAGGAGCUGCUGAGCCUCACCCACAGUCCCUGCA
Perognathus longimembris pacificus (Pacific pocket mouse) is the source of this 1628-nucleotide messenger RNA. RefSeq names its product 3 beta-hydroxysteroid dehydrogenase/Delta 5-->4-isomerase type 1-like. The record is from RefSeq and is a predicted model, not a curated record. The coding region runs from base 270 to 1391 and encodes 373 amino acids. The transcript is spliced from 3 exons. Gene Ontology annotation, biological process: steroid biosynthetic process. Gene Ontology annotation, molecular function: 3-beta-hydroxy-Delta5-steroid dehydrogenase (NAD+) activity. NCBI's taxonomy places the organism in Eukaryota, Metazoa, Chordata, Mammalia, Rodentia, Heteromyidae.